CAUGAAAUUACAAAUUCUGGAGAAAAGGAAAAAGGGUCAACAUUUUCUCCGACAAAAUCUCCCUCGUAAUUUCUGUCGAAGUAUCGAGCAGCAGCGCAGCAGAUCUUCCAUGAAAGGGAACUGAAAAUACCUAAAAGACAACUCCUUUGCACACCCUUUACUCCCAACUCACACCCCAUAAGAAUAGAAACUCCGACAGGGAGGGGGCGGGGCAGAGACAGACAGGAUGUUCGAAUUGAGGGACGGGUGUUGCUUUCCCCGAGUGCUGAUGGGCGUGAAUGUGGGUCUUGCUUGUUUGGACUUUGUCAUUGCUGUUUGCGCAUUUUACCAGUUGUUAAGGAUACAGUCACGGAGUCCGCAAGUUGGCUGGAACCGCCAGAAAGUCUUUCAUCUAAUGAUUGGCUCUUCUAGUAUAGGUUACUUUAUUUACUUUGUAUCGACUCUGGUUGCUACUUGCAAGGGAUGGCUGUGCUGGUCGCACUCUUGUGGCUUUGUUCUCAUGGCCUUCCCCAAAAUAUUGCUCUUUGCGGCAUUUCUUCUACUACUAUCAUUCUGGGUCGACCUGUGCCACCAAGCAAAAGAUGACUAUGAGGAUGAAGAUGGAAGUUUCUACGAGUCAUUGUUGGACAGGACUAUGAGCAAUCCAAGUAACUCAAGGGGGGAUACGCUUUGGAGGUGUUUACCUUUACAAUUAUCCCAUGUGGGACGCCGCCAAAAAAUUGUCAUUUUGGUCACUGUGCUGGUAAGCAUACUGAUGAUUACUGCUGCUCUGCUUAUCUGGAUUGGUAUAGGGAAAAACCCCAUCGACUCGGAACUGGUGGCUCGAGUAUAUGUAGCUCUUUCUGCGAUAGCAAUGCUAUUCCUGGGAGGAGCAUUAGCAUGCUAUGGACUCCUUUUAUGCUCGAAGAUGAGAAAAAUUAGAUCUGAAAGGGUUGCAUCUGAGAUGUGGAAGGUUGGUGGUUUGGCAGUUGUCUCUGUUCUGUGUUUUACAACCAGUUCUUUGAUUGGUCUUUUGACUGAUAUUCCGCUGCUAUAUCACUGGCAUCCCCAAUUUGUGAAUGGUCUUUAUGUUUCUAUCUUGGUUAUUCUGUACUAUUUCAUAGGAUCAUCGGUGCCCUCUGCCUUCGUGCUAUGGGUAAUGAGAGACCUGCCACCAGGGCAAGUGGCUCACAAGCCAGAGGAGUCGGGGAGAAUAGCUUUCAUGAGAGAGAGUAUAGAGUCGGUAAAUGUCAACCAGCCUCAAUGCUGGACUGCUACUGUUGCAACUUCCACACGACCUGGGAAUCAGCAGAUUACAAGACAAAGCCCCAUCUAGCUCUUCAUAAGCAAAUGUGAAUGAUCCUGUAAAUCCCGGGAGUAGGCAGAAAACUUUCAUGCGGGGAGUGGUAGCAUACUGACAAAGCGGUAACUGCUUUCAACUGACAACAUGACUUAGCCAUGGCUGUGGAAAACCCAUACUACUCAGGCAUGUACAUAGAACGAGAGGAAGCUGUUAUUUUGUUUGGCCCCUCUUUUUACCGUAUUUGUUUUGGCCCGCUUUUGAAUUGCCUUAAUCUAAUGUUCGGUCCGAGGCAGGCUUUGGAGCAGAGUGUCGUGAUAGAAAGUGCAGGAUGCUUUUCUC
Molecule: messenger RNA, 1621 nt
Organism: Punica granatum (pomegranate)
Lineage: Eukaryota; Viridiplantae; Streptophyta; Magnoliopsida; Myrtales; Lythraceae
Source: RefSeq, a predicted model, not a curated record